Messenger RNA from Closterium sp. NIES-67, 5914 nucleotides. The record is from the annotation of a GenBank genome assembly. NCBI's taxonomy places the organism in Eukaryota, Viridiplantae, Streptophyta, Zygnematophyceae, Desmidiales, Closteriaceae.
GAAUUGGCAUUUCGUCGAACCAAGUUGAACUUAUGGGUAGCAAAUUGUAGCGACGUGGCGAUAUUAUAAUCCCUGGCGAUUUCGCGAUGCGACGAUUCCUUCCGCUGGCGCUUUCUUCCUGGCGACGACGAAUUCUGCUAGCGACGACUUUCCGCUGGUGACGGCUCUUUGCGGAGGCGAAGAUCUUCCGCGUUGCGACUCUUCGUUCGCUGGCGUCCAUUCGAGCAGCGAUGAUUGCAACGAUUAUCAGUUUAAUUUGACAAUAUCAGUUCUGCUGAUGCUGCGAUUUUCCUCGCUAGCUUUCAUCUCCGGAAGUAUGUUCCGUUCUGUUGAAGAACUCUUUGCUCUUUAAAUUUCGUAUAUACGACACCGUCCUCGGCCCUGGGUCAGCGUGGUUGAAUUACUGUUGCGAAAUUUUAAUCUCACCUUUUCUUCAUGUUUUCGUGGCCUGAUCGCAGUGCGCUUGACCGCGUCACACUCUCCAUCUCGUGUGCGUUCGUCGCAAGAGUCGCCUCCAGCUCGCCAUCAAGCAACCCACGCGAAUUGCUGUUGGCGAUUGGGGACGGCUUUCUCGCGCGUGCGUCCAUUCAAUUCCAACGACGGUUACAGUCUCCAAGAAGCUUGGACGAGAUUAGGCUAUGCGUCGACCAUGUGGUGCCAUGGCUGCGCGCUUGGACCUCAUCUUCCUGCCUCCUUGAGUCACACGCCGUCACUCAAAGAUAAGUACCUACCGCACCUCGUUUGCUCUCCUAUUCGAUUUCAGCGUUUUGCAUCAUCCUGUUUCACUCGCUGCUCAUUUCGUGGAAUCACUCGUUUUCCUCCUCCUCCCCCCACUUUCGCCCAUGGCGCAUAGGCGUUGAGCUGCGUGCAUAGGGUCUUGUCAACGUCCUGGGUUAGGCUAGAAUCUAGUCUGUAAUUGCAUGCUUGCGUCGCGUCGCGUCCAGUCUGCUUGCUGUUGCUUCGCUUGCGCACAUGUGCCAUGGACGGCCCCCUACCCUCCCCCCUUCCCCCCCCUCAACCCUUCCCUCCAGGGCAGCGCAUGGACGGCAAGGAUGGACGCGGGGAAUCAUGCAAAGGCGGAUUGAGGAGUCCCUUCUACUGCCCUCUCACCUGCAACUCAAGCUGCUUCUGCCAACCUGCACAUACUAGGCUAACUCGUCGCUGGCUCUUCCCCUCUGUUUUGCAGGAGACAUGACGCCUUCUUGCUGCCACCAGUGCGUGAAGGGCUGAACCGGGAGAAGCGCCACCACUAACGGCAGCAAGGGGAGCAUUACAAGAGGCAACACCGGUGGCAGCACUUCCAACAGCAUUGGCGGCAGCGCAAGCAGCAGUGGCUGCACCACCGGUAGCAGCUCCGGCCUCAGCCCUGGCGGCGUUUGGCUGUUUAUGAUUCUCCUCACACAAAUGGACUUCUUCUGAGAUAAGUUCCCUAACCUCCUCACCCUUCUAAGUUGCAUUUAUUCCCAGAAUUGUAGCAUUUCCAUAUGCUCUGCAGUUCUUUACCAUCCACUCAUUUCACCCCCGCCCACUCCCCUCCCCCCACCUCCCCGGCCAUAGCACAUAGGCUUUUGAGCUGCGUGCAUAGGGUCCUGUCUAGGUCCUGGGUUAGGCUAGAAUCUAUUCCGUGCUUGCAUGCUCGCGUCUCCUCCAGUCCUCUUGCUGUUGCUUGCUCGCGCACAUGUGCCAUGGCCGGCCCCCCUCCCCUCCCCCCCUUCCCUCCAGGUCGGCACAUGGAGGGUGCAGGAGCCAAGGCAAGGAUGGUCUUUUGUGCUCCAUCUGCUCGGACAACUUCAAUCAGAGCCAUGGCGACAUUUGUGCCACCAGCAGCGCGUGAAGGGGAGCACUGGGAGCAACACCACGGGCGGCAGCAAGGGGAGCACCCCUGGCAGCACCACCGGGAGCACAGCUGCAGCACACUCGUACAGCGACAACACUGGCUGCUCCAACUGAAGGCUAAGUGCUCCUCGCCCUUUCUUACCUUCUGCUUGCAUGCGUUAUUGCCCUUUCUCUCCACUGCCAUCAAAACCAGCAUCACCAAUGCCAGCCCAGCUCACACGCCACAGACCAUCAUUGCAGGUAACCCCUCAGGCCCCCCUAGGUUAAGCCUUCAGGUCCCCCCAGGUGCCCUUACAGAAUCCCGUGGUCGGUGGCUUGUGGCUGUGGCUACUUUGGUGGGGCCUUCGCUGCUCCCACAGUCUGUUGGUUUCAUGUAUCGUUCCCUGUGCUUCACUUGCUGUUGCAGAGCUCUCAUGCAUUUAGCUCUUAUUUCUGCCACUCCGUUGCCGUGCCCUCCAACCACUCAUCUCGUCUUUCCGUUCCACCCUUCACCCCUCGCAGGUCACUCCGCAGCAGCACUGAAGGGUGCCACUGGGAGCACCACCACUGGCGCCAGCAAGGGGGGAGCACCACUCGCAGCAGCACCCACAGCACCAACGGCAGCAGCAGUGGCAACAGGGGGAGCGCCACCGGGAGCACCACUGGGAGCACCACCUCCUGGCAACACCUUUGAAGGCUAGGUGCUCCUCGCCCUCCUUACACUCUGCAUGCAUGCUUUUUUGUGCUUUCUCUCCACUGAACCCGUUCUCUGCCAUCAAAGCCUGCACUAUCAAUGUUAGCCCAGCUCACACGCCACAGACCAUCAUUGCAGGUAACCCCUCAGGUCCCCCCAGGUUAAGCCUUCAGGUCCCCCCAGGUACCCUUACAGAACACUGUGAUCUGUGGCUUGUGGCUGUGGUUGUGAUCUAUGGCUUCAGUUUUCAAGUCUCCUUUUCAGUGCAGAGUAUCUUGGGCGGCAGUUCCGUCUAAUGCUGAGUAUCUUGGGCCAGCGCAGAAAAGAAGGUUAGUCUCUUUCCCAUCCCUUGGCAUUCCCACUGCUCUAUGGGUCACUCCCUCAUAAUCCGGUAUUUCCUUCCCUUGCACCAUCUCUGCUGGUCCUUGACCUUACCGCCUACCGCGCUCUUACCAUCUCCUCUUUUUUCCAUUGCAGAUGGACGGGGGUUCGGGUUCAGCACCAACAUUUCCCCACGCCCCGUGGGCCAGAGAUUCAGCUGCAGUGCAUUCUACUGCAAGGAAGAGCAUCUGGGGUGGCCUUGCUGCAUCAGGUGAGCGCUCUUCCAACCUGCUGCCGUUUCUGUGAUGAGUAUCUGAUUUGGGUGUUGCUUGCACCACUUUCUGACAAUCAACUCACUUGGCUCCGUGGCAAUUCAUUUGGCUCCAUGGCAACUCACUUGGCUCCGUGGCAACUCAGUUGGCACCAUGGCAACUCAGUUGGCUCCAUGGCAACUCACUUGGCUCCAUGGCAACUCACUUGGCUCCUUGGCAACUCACUUGGCUCCAUGGCAACUCAGCUGGCUCCAUGGCAACUCAGUUGGCUCCGUGGCAACUCAGUUGGCUCCAUGGCAACUCAGUUGGCUCCAUGGCAACUCAGCUGGCUCCAUGGCAACUCAGUUGGCUCCAUGGCAACUCAGCUGGCUCCAGGGCAACUCAGUUGGCUCCAUGGCAACUCAGCUGGCUCCAUGGCAACUCAGUUGGCUCCAUGGCAACUCAGCUGGCUCCAUGGCAACUCAGCUGGCUCCAUGGCAACUCAGUUGGCUCCAUGGCAACUCAGCUGGCUCCAUGGCAACUCAGUUGGCUCCAUGGCAACUCAGCUGGCUCCAUGGCAACUCAGCUGGCUCCAUGGAAACUCAGCUGGCUCCAUGGCAACUCAUUUGGCUCCGUGGCAACUCAGCUGGCUCCAUGGCAACUCAGCUGGCUCCAUGGCAACUCAGCUGGCUCCAUGGCAACUCAGUUGGCUCCACGGCAACUCAGCUGGCUCCAUGGCAACUCAGUUGGCUCCAUGGCAACUCAGUUGGCUCCAUGGCAACUCAGUUGGCUCCAUGGCAACUCAGUUGGCUCCAUGGCAACUCAGUUGGCUCCAUGACAACUCAGCUGGCUCCAUGGCAACUCAUUUGGCUCCAUGGCAACUGCGUUGGCUCCAUGGCAAUUGCGUUGGCUCCAUGGCAACUCAGCUGGCUCCAUGGCAACUCAGCUGGCUCCAUGGCAACUCAGUUGGCUCCAUGGCAACUCAGCUGGCUCCAUGGCAACUCAGUUGGCUCCAUGGCAACUCAGCUGGCUCCAUGGCAACUCAGUUGGCUCCAUGGCAACUCAGUUGGCUCCAUGGCAACUCAGCUGGCUCCAGGGCAACUCAGUUGGCUCCAUGGCAACUCAGCUGGCUCCAUGGCAACUCAGUUGGCUCCAUGGCAACUCAGCUGGCUCCAUGGCAACUCAGCUGGCUCCAUGGCAACUCAGUUGGCUCCAUGGCAACUCAGCUGGCUCCAUGGCAACUCAGUUGGCUCCAUGGCAACUCAGCUGGCUCCAUGGCAACUCAGCUGGCUCCAUGGAAACUCAGCUGGCUCCAUGGCAACUCAUUUGGCUCCGUGGCAACUCAGCAGGCUCCAUGGCAACUCAGCUGGCUCCAUGGCAACUCAGCUGGCUCCAUGGCAACUCAGUUGGCUCCACGGCAACUCAGCUGGCUCCAUGGCAACUCAGUUGGCUCCAUGGCAACUCAGUUGGCUCCAUGGCAACUCAGUUGGCUCCAUGGCAACUCAGUUGGCUCCAUGGCAACUCAGUUGGCUCCAUGACAACUCAGCUGGCUCCAUGGCAACUCAUUUGGCUCCAUGGCAACUGCGUUGGCUCCAUGGCAAUUGCGUUGGCUCCAUGGCAACUCAGCUGGCUCCAUGGCAACUCAGCUGGCUCCAUGGCAACUCAGUUGGCUCCAUGGCAACUCAGCUGGCUCCAUGGCAACUCAGUUGGCUCCAUGGCAACUCAGCUGGCUCCAUGGCAACUCAGUUGGCUCCAUGGCAACUCAGUUGGCUCCAUGGCAACUCAGCUGGCUCCAUGGCAACUCAGUUGGCUCCAUGGCAACUCAGUUGGCUCCAUGGCAACUCAGUUGGCUCCAUGGCAACUCAGCUGGCUCCAUGGCAACUCAGCUGGCUCCAUGGCGACUCAGCUGGCUCCAUGGCAACUCGGCUGGCUCCAUGGCAACUCAGUUGGCUCCAUGGCAACUCAUUUGGCUCCAUGGCGACUCAGCUGGCUCCAUGGCAACUCAGCUGGCUCAAUGGCAGCUCAGUUGGCUCCAUGGCAUCUCAGCUGGCUCCAUGGCAGCUCAGUUGGCUCCAUGGCCGCUCAGUUGGCUCCAUGGCAGCUCAGUUGGCUCCGCGAAUCACAUUCCUUCCUUGAACUCCCAUCCCCUCCCUUCCCUCCCCUGAUGCUGCUGCUCACUUGGGUGCAUGAGGGGGCAUGGAAUACUGCAGCAGAGCCGUCAAGGGGCAAGGGAGAGUAUCUGGGAUUCGCGGCUGCAUGAGGUCACUUGGCAGCACCAGGCAAAGACUGCAGCAGCACCCGUAGCAGAGAAGCAGCCGCAGCAGCAGCAGCAGCAAUUUUGGGCAGCAGGGCAGCUGCAGGGAUAGGGUAGUUAGACGGCAGGCUAGGGGGUGAGUUGUGAGAGAGGUACAGGUAUGGUGUGGUAUGGUAUGGUAUGCUCACACCCCCUCCUUCUCCCCCCCCCCUGCCCUCCCUACAGCGUCACACCCAUGGUGGACUGGAGCAAGAGGAGGAGCAGAGGGAGAGCUGGUCACUCCCCCCCCUUACUCCCAAUCCCGCUUCCCCACAGUGCUACACCCCGUGGUGCACUGCAGCAAGUUGCGGAGCAGAGGAGAGCUCGUCACUUCCCCCCCCUCUCUCCCUCCGACUUCCUCCUUUUCCUCCCACUUCCCCUUUCCCCAUCAGCUUCACACUCCAUGGAGCAGGAGGGAGGAGAGUUGGUCCUUCUCGCACUCCCCCUCUCACUUCCCCCCUCCCCUUCCCCAGCAGCUUCACACAUCGCUUGCAUCUGCUUGGCUGUGGUAAGUUGAGGUAAGCUGAGGGGAUGGAGGUG